Messenger RNA from Lates calcarifer (barramundi perch), 1244 nucleotides. RefSeq names its product X-ray repair complementing defective repair in Chinese hamster cells 2 (gene xrcc2). The transcript has 6 exons. The record is from RefSeq and is a predicted model, not a curated record. Gene Ontology annotation, molecular function: four-way junction DNA binding; ATP-dependent DNA damage sensor activity; ATP binding. Gene Ontology annotation, cellular component: centrosome; replication fork; Rad51B-Rad51C-Rad51D-XRCC2 complex. Bases 262 to 1140 code for a protein of 292 amino acids. Gene Ontology annotation, biological process: DNA strand invasion; double-strand break repair via homologous recombination. Lineage: Eukaryota; Metazoa; Chordata; Actinopteri; Centropomidae.
GUGUGACGUCAUCCUGCUGCUCCAGGUGAAGGUCUGUAAAUGUUUCUGCGCUGCUCUUACAGUCUUUACGGUAACGCCUCGCUCUCCGUCCUUUACGGUAAAACGACGGGAGCGGGAAGUGAGCUCUCGGCGGAUUCCCGGCGCUGACGGAGGACGGAGAUGAAGCCCGCGCUGAGAUGAGUGAAAGCGGCGCUCAGCUGUUUGCUCGUCUGGAGGCCCGUCGCUGUCUGAAGGACAUCGAACCUCGUCUGUUCCCUGAAGAUGGUGGACCCGACCACGGUGACUGACCACGCCCACUUCCUGUCAGCUGAUAGAUCCUCUCACCACACGUCAUGUGACCUCAGUGAGGUGGUGGAGCUGUACGGGACAGAGGGAACAGGUAAGACGGAGCUGCUGUAUCACCUGCUGUGUCGCUGUGUGCUGCCCAACGCCGCCGGUGGCCUGGAGGUGGAUGUUGUGUUCGUGGACACCGACUACAGUCUGGACAUGUUACGACUGGUCAGCAUCCUGGAGAACAGACUGAAUGCAGCUGUCUCUACCAGCUCGUCCUCUGCUGGUUCAGAUGAGGCCACGUUGCGUUCGUGUCUGUCUCGCCUCCUGGUCGUCCACUGCUCCUCUUCUUCUCAGCUCCUUCUCACCCUCCACUUCCUGGAGACCUCCUUCUCGUCGCGGCCCAGCCUGGCGCUCCUACUCAUCGACAGCAUCUCCGCUUUCUAUUGGCUGGACCGCUGCGAGGGCGGGGCCAGCCUCGCCAAGCAGGAAGAGAAGCUCGGCAAGUGUUCGGAGCUGCUGGGCCGACUGCUCAGGGAUUACCGAAUCACCGUCUUCGCCACCUGCCACGCCAUCAGGAGGAGCUACAGCGGACCCUCCUCCUCCUCCUCCUCAGACUCCGACCGGCCUUACCUCUGUCGCCCCUGGCAACGGCUGGUGACCCAUCGGCUGCUGUGUGCCCGGCAGGAGGCUGCAAACAACAUGGCCGCCGCAGCAGGAAGCGGCAAGGAGCAGAGGAGACGGCAGCUCUUCACCGUCCACUGCACUUCCUUCUCCUCCUCCUCCUCCUCCUCCUCCUCCUCCUCGAGGACGAAGUCUUACAGGAGCAGCUCCUUCUGCGUCACAGAUGGAGGAGUGGAGUUUAUCUGAAUGAAACGUUCUUUAUUUUUUUGGCUUCAUGUAAAAACAGUAAAAGCUUGUUGUUGUUGUUUCUGUUCACUGAUAUUAAACCUCAGUCUGACAUAAACAGAAAA